Messenger RNA from Fomitiporia mediterranea MF3/22, 765 nucleotides. RefSeq names its product GroEL apical domain-like protein. The transcript has 2 exons. The record is from RefSeq and is a predicted model, not a curated record. The annotation marks the transcript as partial. Gene Ontology annotation, molecular function: ATP-dependent protein folding chaperone; ATP binding; protein-folding chaperone binding. Gene Ontology annotation, cellular component: mitochondrial inner membrane; mitochondrial matrix. Lineage: Eukaryota; Fungi; Basidiomycota; Agaricomycetes; Hymenochaetales; Hymenochaetaceae. Gene Ontology annotation, biological process: protein import into mitochondrial intermembrane space; apoptotic mitochondrial changes; mitochondrial unfolded protein response.
AUGGAGCCUGCCAUCAGCAUAACCAGGUCCAUGUCACUGAAGGACAAGUUCGAGAAUCUUAGUGCUCAAGACAUCGUGCAGAAGACGAAUGAGAUUGCCAGAGAUGGAACGACAGCCACACCCGUUUCUGUCCCUAUAAUGCAUGCAGAAAAUGUGACAAACAUCGGUGCUGGUUGCAAUCCGAUGGAUGUUCGUCGAGGUGCUCAGGCAGCUGUUGCCCGCGUGGACGACCUCUUGACGAAGAACACAAAGGGUGACAUUACGACGACGGAGGAAAUUGCACAAGUUGCAUCUAUUUCUGCGAAUGGUGAUACACAUGUCGGCAAUCUCAUCGCGACCGCCAUGGAGAAGGUUGGCAAGCAGGGAGUCAUCACAGUCAAGGAAGGGCGCACGAUUGAGGAUGAGAUUGAAAUUACGGAGGGAAUGCGUUUUGACCGGGGUUACAUUUCACCGUAUUUCAUCACGGACGUCAAGAACCAGAAGGUCGAAUUCGAGAAACCGCUGAUCUUGCUGUCCGAGAAGAAGAUCUCGGUGUUGCAGGACAUCCUACCUUCGCUUGAAGCAGCUGCGCAGUCUCGUCGGCCGCUCCUCAUUAUUGCUGAAGACGUCGACGGUGAGGCACUUGCGGCAUGCAUACUGAACAAGCUCCGUGGUCAACUCCAGGUGGCCGCAGUCAAGGCUCCUGGGUUUGGUGACAAUCGAAAGAGCAUCCUUGGUGACCUUGCAAUCCUAACCGGUGGUACCGUAUUUACCGACGAGCUUGAC